GACGGCAAAAAUACUGAGGAGAGGAGGGGGGAGCAAGAGAGAAAAGAGAGCGGCAACAACACAGUCGCAUCUGGAAGUUAUUGAGAAGUAGAGAGAGCGAGGGAGAGAGAAAGAGAGAGAACUGUAUUGUGAAUUGAAAAGAGGGAGAAAGGAUAAACAAACUCUAAAUUUAGAGAUAGUUGAUACAUUUAAUAAGUCUAUCGGAGUUAAAGUUUUACGGGAGGACAGAGUUUAUCUAAAAGUUGACAAGAAUUCUACAGUGGGCAGAGAGAAAGGAACAGAGGAAAAUAAAGAGAGAGCGCAAGAAACUGUAAUUCUAUCCUAAGAACAAUCCAUACCAAGAGGGGAGGGUGACAAAGAGGGAAAACUAAUGUAGCUUUCUAAUCUGGAGGACCGUCUAAAACAGAACAAAGUGGACUGAAUCAAAACUUAUGUUAUUGAGUUGAAGUUAAAUCAACUCAACAAAGGAGAAGAGUCCAGAGAACAAAAGAGGAGUCCCUUAGUCUGGAAUUCUUCUACGCAUUUGUCUUCCUAUCAAGCCUGUGGAGUCAACCGUCAGACAGGAUGUCAGCCUCUCGGAGGUGCCUGUGCUGUGUGAAAUACCUCAUGUUCGUCUUCAACCUCAUCUUCUGGCUGGGAGGGUGUGGCCUGUUUGGAGUGGGAGUGUGGCUAUCAUUCACCCAGUCCGAGUUCUCCUCCCUCCCGCUGUCUUUUCCCUCACUCUCUGCAGCAAACCUACUUCUGGUCGCUGGGGGCGUCACCAUGGUGACAGGCUUCCUGGGUUGCCUUGGCGCCCUGAAGGAGCAGCGCUGCCUGCUGAUGACGUUCUUUGUAAUCCUUUUGCUCCUGGUGUUGACAGAGGUGACUCUAACCCUGGUCCUCCAUAUCUUUCACAACGAGCUGGACACGAAAGCUCAGGAUGAGUUAAAGAAGGGGAUGAAGGAUUACUUGACAGACGAAGGACUGAAGAAGUCAUGGGACAAUGUGCAGAAAAUGUUCAAGUGCUGCGGUGUGACCAACAAAACAGAUUGGUACCUCGUGAUCAACGGAACGCUCCCCUAUUCCUGCUGCUCCGGUGGGAUGGACCAAUGUGUUGAAGAAUGGACCGAGGUCAGACCACUUCUCAAAUCCGUGUUAUCAGAAGGCCAGACAGUGGCUCCUGGACAACAUCCUCUCUGUCCUGGUGUUUGGAGUCUGCAUCGGCAUUGUCCAGAUCCUCGCUCUGAUUUUCUCCCUGCUGAUGUACUGCCAGAUCCUCCGUGCUGAGAAGUACCUGGACUGAUCUGGGACUGGUCCUUCACAGACAGGAGAGGCUGAAUGAGAGACUCCCUAGCUGGCACAGAGUUCAUCUAACGUUUCUUUAAGGUUUUCCUUCGGUUAUUUGAAAAAUAACUUCUCCACACCGCUGUGGGAACUAAAAAAAAGUGUUAGCUGGGUCUUGAAUGUUUAUAUACCAGCUGCUGGGGUGGUUUUUCAGAACAUUAGAUCCAGAUCAAAAUCAUCCUUUUUUGCAUGUUCAAUUCUGUUUAAGUUUAAUAAAAUAUAUUUGAAUGAGAACACAUCACCCAUUUGAAGGGUUAUUUUCAUCUGGAUUGAUGGUUCUUAGAACACUGCACCAAAAACCAUGGGGCACAUUCCAGGUCGUCUUCAUUGCGGUCAUGUUGCUCAGAUCUCACAACGCCUGGCGAAGUGUAAUUCAAUUGGCUUUGAGAGAUCUGAUCAUCUGGAAUACAGCCCUUUACUUAUCAUGUAUAAGGAAGGACAUUAUUUGUAACUAUUGGGGACUACGUGCUACUAGUCACUUUCACUAUUGGGCGAUACUAAUGAUAUUGUUUAGUAGUGAAAAUAUAAAGUGCUUGCCCUGAUGUCCAUGGACAAGCAGUGUGACUUGCCCCAAAGAAACACUUACAGUAUUAUGUUCAACUGCAGCAUAUUUUAAACAGAAGUCUAAACUACACGUUUUAAAGUGAGCCUUACCAAAGCAAAUAAAAUGUAAAUACAUUGUAAUUUGUAUGCAUGUGAAGUGGUAGUUGUUUUGUGAACUUGAGCAUUUUGUAAAAUACAUGUAUAUAUGUCAAAUACAUGUAUGACUGAUUGUGAA
Molecule: messenger RNA, 2101 nt
Organism: Salvelinus sp. IW2-2015
Lineage: Eukaryota; Metazoa; Chordata; Actinopteri; Salmoniformes; Salmonidae
Product: tetraspanin-4
Cellular component (GO): plasma membrane
Source: RefSeq, a predicted model, not a curated record